UUCAUACGUCAAAAUAAUGACGCUGCAGCACCGUGCAUCCCUCAGGCUAAGUGUUCUACACAAUUCCCAGGGCCGAGCCAGAACUGCAUUGAUCCCUUACGUGAAUUCACCACGUGUGGCCCAGUCUGUCCAAUUUCUUGUACACCACAUAGCGUUUCACGUGAGGAAUGCCAUACCGAGCAGUGUUUGAAAGGAUGCUUCUGCAAAAUUCCGUAUAUUUUAGAAAAUGGCUAUGAUCCUGUUCAUUCUAGGUGUGUUUUGCCUACACACUGUCCACAACUGGGACAAGGCUAUUUGUCAGAAAACGGCAGCAACCGGAUCUCAUCGCCCGCUCCCGUUGUUCCCACCUCGUAUUCAUUCCCCGAGCACAAGUCCACCGAUCGACCUCAACUGAUCCAGUGCAGCGAUCCACUGAAAAAUUUUCAAACCUGCGGUUCCGGUUGCCCAGCCGGUUGCAACAAUCGCGUAGCAGCGUUCUGUGGUACUCAGUGCGUGGCAGGAUGCUUCUGUCGUAGUCCAUACAUACUACAAGACGCAUACAAUAUGAAUUCGCGCUGUGUCUUACCGCAUCAGUGUCAAUCGCUCACAGUGCAGCAGCAAAUCUGUUCCGAUCCUAGGAAGCAGUGGACCCACUGUUUUUCGCAGAAAUGUGCACGCAGCUGCUCAAAUCCAGAAGCAACAUGUUCGACCGGUGAUUGCGCACCAGGAUGUCUCUGCCGUGAGCCGUACGUGCUGUACGAUUCACGUGACCCGAACUCGCGUUGUGUUCUGCCCACGGAAUGUGGAUCGCCAUGUAGCGACCCAUUGAAGGAGUAUCAAGCUUGUGCAUCAUCCUGCCCAAUGGGAUGCAAUAACCGAGUUCCGCAAACUUGUUCGCCUUGCGUUUCCGGAUGCUUCUGCAAGCUAGGUUUGGUAUUUGAAGAUGCCGUAAACUGGCGCAACUCUAGAUGCGUCCCGCUGAAUCAGUGCCCAUCUACAGCAGUGCCUUCUUCGCUACCGAUAAUCAAUGUUCCCGAAUGUCCUGUAACGACGGUUGAUCUCAGCGGAAGAUUUUGCAAUUUUGAUUCUGACUGUCCAACACAACAGCGCUGCUGCCGGUCAGCUUUGUUUGCUCUGGUUGGCUCACAGCAAUCACGUUGCACAUGUACCGAUCCGAACGCUUACUGGGAUCCAUGUGGUGCAUUAUGUCCCGAAUACUGUGGCCAGCCUUCGGUGCCAGUGUGCUCUUCUACUUGCAAUCCUGGCUGCCACUGUGCACCAGGAUAUGUGAAAGCCCGAAACGACAUAAUGGCACCAUGUGUUCUGAGAAUGCAAUGCUUACAAACAGGCAAACACCUUGAUAUUUUUCAACACUUUCGAUAUGUUACGCGAAAAGUAGAAAAUCGUUUCUAAAU
Molecule: messenger RNA, 1394 nt
Organism: Gongylonema pulchrum
Lineage: Eukaryota; Metazoa; Nematoda; Chromadorea; Rhabditida; Gongylonematidae
Source: the annotation of a GenBank genome assembly